CUCACGAGUUUAAAUCUGUGUCUGCGUUUAGUCUUUAAAACGGUAUUUAAUUUUACUACAUUAUUGCUAAGUAUAUAUAGCUCUAUUUUCAGGAAAACCAAUACCGUGUCGCUUUUCUCGCCAAAUUAACCCAAAUUCGCCAAAAGUUAAUCAACGUCAAAUUUCUCAGUUCCGUCAAUCAACAAAUAAAAUCCACGUCAGUUGUCCUAUUUGUAGUUUUAUGUCAUUUUUUCUUUUAUUCUUUGUCUUUUCAACAGUCCAGAAAAUGGAACAUAAUUCAACUUACAAAAAACAACCAACACAUCAAAAAGAGAACGGAGAAUUAAAUAACAACACUAAUCCAAGUGUGCUCGCAUACUUCACAGCUGUCCGACCUUGGUCAUUCUCAGCAAGUAUGACUCCUGUUAUUCUCGGCAAUGCAUUGACAUAUAGAGAGCUUGGUAGCAUCAAUAUCACUCUGUUUCUACUGACGGUGCUUUGUGUGGUUUCUAUUCACUGUGCUGGUAACUUGACCAAUACUUAUUUCGAUUACCACAAUGGAGUUGAUCAACACGCAUCUGAAGAUCAAACUUUAGUUAAAAAAAUAUUGAAAUCUGACGAUAUCUAUAAAAUGAGUAUACUGGCUUACUUGGUUGGGUGUAUAUCAUUUGUUUCAAUAUUUUUACUUUGUCGAGCAACAUACAGUGUUUUGGUGACGUUGUUUCUCAUUGGUGUAAGUGGGUCUUUCUUUUACACGGGAAGUAUCGCGCUAAAAUACCACGGUUGCGGUGAUGUAACCAUUGUUCUGUUAUUUGGCCCGCUUUGUGUUUUAUCAGCAUACGUUGUACAAGCCGGUGUGAUGUCAUGGCAAGCGGUUUUGUAUUCGUUACCGUUGGUCUUUCAUACAGAAGCUAUCCUUCACGCGAAUAAUUCACGUGAUCGCGAGGAUGACAGACGUGCAGGAAUAAUGACACUGGCUAUUGUCAUGGGAGAGGACAACUGUCAUUUUUUGUUUACGUUGUUAUUGUUUGUCCCGUAUUUGUGUGUUGUUGUUUUGUCUGUUUUGUGGUCCAUAUAUUUUCUACUACCUCUUUUAUCAGUCAAAAUUGCUGUGGACUUAGAGAAGAAAUUUCGUUUGAAGAAUUGGUCAAAUUUAACGCAAGAAACUGCAAAGUUAAAUUUGAUUUUUGGACUUCUUUACAUCUCAGCAUUUGCACUCACAUAAAAACUCACCUAAAAUUGAAUUUUGGUGUGCUUCUACAUAUAUACAGUACUAAUUCGCAUUAGCACUAUUAACAAAAGUUUUCGCAUGGUUGUAGUGUCUCAGGGAACAAGAAAUUUUCUUCAAUGUUAUGUCUCUUACAAAAUGCGAAAGAAUGCGUAGGUUUCCAAGGUCUGCAUGUUAUUCGUUUUUCUGAAAAUAAGGACGAAUAAUCCUGGUUGUUCAUACGGAGAUGAACUGGAUAAUGUUGCAACAAUAUACCUAGAAUUUUUUUCACAUGAUAUUAAUAAAGAUGGCUAAUAUAUAUUACUCUUGUUAAUAAUAAUAAUAAUAAUAAUAAACAUAAAGUAGCUACAUAA
Molecule: messenger RNA, 1560 nt
Organism: Hydractinia symbiolongicarpus
Lineage: Eukaryota; Metazoa; Cnidaria; Hydrozoa; Anthoathecata; Hydractiniidae
Product: ubiA prenyltransferase domain-containing protein 1-like
Exons: 1
Coding region: 221-1204 (327 amino acids)
Biological process (GO): vitamin K biosynthetic process; menaquinone biosynthetic process
Cellular component (GO): Golgi membrane; endoplasmic reticulum
Molecular function (GO): prenyltransferase activity
Source: RefSeq, a predicted model, not a curated record